GGUGUUGGCUAUGAUGACCUUCCUCUUCUAGGACAGAAACCGAACGACGCGGUGCUGGAAUACCACCAGCUGCCCGUUCUUCGCAAGCUCGACUGGCGAGUUGACGAGAACGGCUUGCCGGUUCGCAGGCCUCUAAAGGAUAUUGUCUCGCAGACUGCAGCCUUUGCUCAGACUCGUGGUUUCGAGGUGGAGCAGCCGUGCCACCACUGCAGAUACAAUAAGAGCGUUUGGAAAACUUGCGUCGUUGGCUUUGAUACCAAAGAAGGCGGCAAUAUGCAUGGAGCCUGCGCGUGCUGUCGUUUUAGCAGACGUUACUGCAACCUGAUUUCCCGUGGUUCCGACGAAAACGCCUCUCCCAACUCUCAGGAUCAUCUCUCCAGUGAUGACACCUACGGCCAAGGAAGAGAGUUUGCUCUGAGACCUUGCAAUGCAACUCCUACUCCUGGCGGAACUGAGAUGAAUCAUGAGACCCCCAUCAAAAGCCAGAGCUUCUGGGAUCCGAUCCGCGACAUCAAAUCGGAGCGUGACAACCUGAUGUCCCCGUCUCUGAGCUGUCGCCUCGACGGAGAUGUGAUUCCCUUCCCCCUUGGUCCCGAGACUAUCGAUAACCUGCCCCUUCUCAAGCAGGCGGCUGAAGAAAUGGAAGUCCAUCUGGAAACUCUCAAGAGACGCAUCAGACAGCUUGAGGAGAAGGACAAGGCUCAGAAUGAGGCUGUCAACCCUUGGGACCUGGUGUGA
Messenger RNA from Aspergillus ibericus CBS 121593, 738 nucleotides. RefSeq names its product DUF3716 domain-containing protein. The transcript is spliced from 2 exons. The annotation marks the transcript as partial. The record is from RefSeq and is a predicted model, not a curated record. NCBI's taxonomy places the organism in Eukaryota, Fungi, Ascomycota, Eurotiomycetes, Eurotiales, Aspergillaceae.